Molecule: messenger RNA, 947 nt
Organism: Suillus bovinus
Lineage: Eukaryota; Fungi; Basidiomycota; Agaricomycetes; Boletales; Suillaceae
Product: 50S ribosomal protein L30e-like protein
Exons: 3
Coding region: 53-493 (146 amino acids)
Biological process (GO): translation
Cellular component (GO): ribosome; cytosolic small ribosomal subunit
Molecular function (GO): structural constituent of ribosome
Source: RefSeq, a predicted model, not a curated record
CAACGAGAGCGGACGAAGACAUCGCAAAUAUUCUGUAAACUAAUCCCAAAAGAUGUCUGACGCUGGAGAUGAAAUUCAAGUCGACGCCCCGGCUGAGGUCGAGGUCACUACCGAGGCUCCAAAGGGAAAAAUGUCCGUCGAGGACGCUCUUCAGCAAGUCCUGAAGAAUGCCCUUGUUCGUGACGGUCUCGCUCGUGGACUCCGCGAGUGCGCCAAGGCAUUGGACAAGCGCCAGGCCCACCUGUGUGUGCUUGUGGAGACCUGCUCAGAGGCUGAGUACAUCAAACUCAUCGAAGCACUCUGUGCAGAGCACAAAAUCAACCUGAUCAAGGUCGGAGACGGCAAGAUCCUGGGCACAUGGGCAGGUCUUUGCAAGAUUGACAAGGAAGGCAAUCCCCGCAAGGUCGUGGGCUGCUCUUGCGUCGUUGUUAAGGACUAUGGUGUAGAGAGCGAGGGUCUCAAUGUGCUCCUUGAAUACUUCAAGAACCGGUAGGGUGAGUACAAUUUCAACUUUCGUAUCACGAUGACAAGACAGACUCCCUCAACGGAGAAUCCGUUCGAUGAGGAAAUAGUCUAACCGGAAUCAUUAUAUCGUCUGAUCGUUAUUCGUGUGAUUGCUUGAAACCUCAUCACUGACUAACAUCCAUCUAUCCUACAGAUUAUUUCGUACCCUUGUCCAUCAUUCACGUACAUCUGCCAAUAAAUGAUCCCCUCAGUACCUCACGUGUUUGAUGACUGAUUGUUUCUUAUCGUCUAACUUCCGCCGUGGUUGGAUGUACAUAUACCGCGUGUGAUUCUUUCCCUCCGACCAGAUACCUAAGAUUUCACACAUGCAGCCGUGCUGCAUUAAUGGUUCACCCCAAGUAUAUAGUUUAAGUUUCACCCAAACAGACCUUUAAAUGUGUAUUCAACCGAACGUAAAUUGUAGUCUCCAAGAUUUGAAACUG